AUGCACGAGCACUUGGAUGAGCUGGACGCUUUGUCAAAUACGUACUUCAACCUGACGGCUCAAAAGGACUCCCAGGCCACCGCCCGUCUAAGCAGGAGCGCCACCCUCCUUGCUAAGCUGAGCGUUUUCUUUCUGCCCAUAAGUUUCAUGACUAGCUACUUCUCCGUUGAGAUACCAGGCCUUGUAGAACACUACACACCCAAGAUGUACUGGAUCUGCUUCGCUAUCAUUGCUGGCCUUUCUUUCCUCAGCCUAUUUUUCUUUAGCCGCAUGUUGGAGUUUGUCAUCGACAUUCUUGAGGCGUGGACGGACUCUGUGACGAGCAGGUUUCUUGGAAUACGGGAACCCGUUGAAAGGAACGACGACUAA
Messenger RNA from Colletotrichum aenigma, 369 nucleotides. RefSeq lists its product as uncharacterized. Lineage: Eukaryota; Fungi; Ascomycota; Sordariomycetes; Glomerellales; Glomerellaceae. The transcript is spliced from 2 exons. The record is from RefSeq and is a predicted model, not a curated record. Gene Ontology annotation, molecular function: magnesium ion transmembrane transporter activity; cobalt ion binding; cobalt ion transmembrane transporter activity. Gene Ontology annotation, cellular component: membrane. Gene Ontology annotation, biological process: transmembrane transport; metal ion transport. The coding region runs from base 1 to 369 and encodes 122 amino acids.